UGUCUCAAAAAGAUGGCAGCGCUCGUGAUAUAAAAAAAUGACCUUGCAGUUGUUGGAGGGAAAACGCUAAUAUAAUUUAAAAAGUUUGAAAUUAUUGAAACGCCUUUAAAUAGAUGUGUCGCACGAGUUCCGUGCAAUUACGUAUCGUUAUAAGAACUGUGCCUUGGAUUCUAGCCAACUUAAAUUGAGGGCCGUGCGGUGUGGGCAAGUAUCGAAAUUCGAUAUCUCUGCAAACGGCGUUGUUUUUAUGGUGCGUCUUAAUGGAAAUACGCUUGGGUUGCGAAAUUCCAGAGAAUUGCCACAAUGGCCUGUUGGUACUUGGAGCACCUAAGUACUAAGGAGCGAGUGAUCCUUCAUAAUGGAAAGAACACAAUUGGACGCCACUCGACCUGCAAGAUUGUCGUAACAUAUGCAUAUAUAUCUAGGAAGCAUGUCGAGAUUACAGUUAGUCCGAAUGAAGUCUUAGUCAGGUGCUUGAAAGCUCCGAAUGGUGUAUAUGUGAAUGCCGAGGAAAUUGCACAAGAUGGCGCGGUUGGCGUGCCUGUACGCGAGGGGGAUACAAUCUGCCUGGGUUGUCCAAUUCCGGAGAAGGUAUCGAGAACAUAUGCCGUUUUCAGGUUAAAGAAAGGAGCGGACGAUUUGGACCAAAUUGUAAUAUUAAGCGAUUCAGAUGACUCAGCUCCUUUGCCGCCUCUAAAGCCUGCUGCUGAAAUCAAAGCGGAAUCUGUCGCAAGCGAUAAUGCUGCCCCAAAUUCUGCUAGCAAAGAGACGGAUAAGGGGAGUCCAACUGCAUCCAGUUCACAUCCGAUCCUUCACUUGCCGAAGUUACCACACGUUAAACCAGAGUUGGUACAGACGGCAAGAGAUAUUACAAACAUAUUUGGAGAGGCAGAUGAGGCCAUUAUUGACAGUGUUCUGGAGAUAAAUCCGUAUUUGUACAAUCAUUUGUCCAAAGAUAAGCAAGCAGUUCCAAUCUCAAAGCUACACGAUGGUCAAGUCAUUGAGCUGGCUGAGAAGGAGGAUAGCCCGGAUGGUCUGCCCUGUCCUAAGCAGCCCGACCACGCGGACAGCAGCAGCAUGCCUCCGCCUUUUUCGCCUGCCCCGUCAUUGGAGAAAAUCGUUGAGGAGUACGAUGAGGACAUGGCCAUGUCCCAGGCGGUUCUGCAAGAGAUGAAGGAGGAGAUGGCAUUGAGCGAUGGCGAGGAAAACUUUUUUGAUACAAAUAACAAUGGAAGCCGCUCCCACGGUUCACCCUUGUCUUCCAUUAAUGACGAUGACAUCAUUGUGAUCACCGACAGCGAUGAUGAUGACCUAUGCAGCAAGGUGACCGACUGGUCCAACAAGCUCCUCAGCCAGAAAGCAAACGACGUCUUGUCACAGGCGUAUCCCAUGGCCGAUUCUGAUGCGGAGGAUGAUUUUCAAUCUCAAAUGAAAUUCCGAAACCUACCGAAGGCGCUUCGCAUGGUCGAUUCCAGCGAUGAGGAAUCCGAUCUGCUUGCCCCUCUCUUUCCCAAAUGCUCCAAGCCACUCCGCAUUGAUUCCAGCUCGGAUGAGAGUGAUACUUCCACCCCCACCACCCGUAAAGCGGACAGCCUAUCGUCAAAGCCAUCUCCCAUGCGCAUGGGCGCGAAUCGCUCCAACUCCACCGCAGAUGAUUGCCAAUUGUUCACGCGGCGCCAGCGAAAAGAUCCGGACGACAUCUUUCAGGAGCCAGACUUUUCUCCAUCUACAUCUCCACAGAAGAAUGAUUAUGAUUGUAAGCUAGAUGACUGGGAUUUUGAUAGCGUGAUCUUUGGAGCCUUGAAUGACGAGUCCCCCAAUGAAGAUCUAACCAAGAAGUCCAACAUAAUCCAGGGCAGAGAUGAAAUAGAUUUAGAUGUUUCUAUGGAGGUUGGGCUGAUGGCUAACUCAAACGUAUCAAUGGAGAAAGCAGACACUUCUGGGGAGGAGCUAAAGGAAACUCCGUCAGUAAAGAAAGCCGCUGCGGAGCCUGCAGUUGCCAACAAAGAUACCAAAAUGUCCAGAAUCUCCCAAAGACGAUCAACCAUAGCAGCCUCUCGCGAAGACUUGGCUCAAACGGAUGAAACCAAAGAUAAAUCGGAACCUGAAGCUUCCAACAAAAACUACACAAAGGAAAAAGAGUCUUCUGUAGAGUUAGAGGUGCCAUCUAAACCAUAUGAAGUGGAGAAAGCUGCAGUUGAGCCUGCAGCUUCCAGUAAGGAUACCAAGAAGUCUAGAAUCUCCCAUCGACGAAAACCCGUGUCAGGCUCUCGCGAAGUCUUGGCUGGCACUUCUAUAGAGAAAACCAAAGAUAAAGUGGAGUCUGUAGUUUCAAACGAAAAUCACGCAAAGACGAAGGGGUCAUCCAUGGAAAAAGAGGUGCCAUUCAAACGAAAGGAAGUUCCUAAAGUGGAGCCUGCAGUUUCACACAAAAAGUCCAGAAUUUCUCAGCGCCGAUCAACCAUAGCCGUCUCUCGCGAAGAGUUUCUUGCCGCUUCCGGGGAGGAUCCCAAAGAAACUCCUGUAGAGAAAACCGAAGAUCAAGUGGAGUCGGCAGUUUCCAACAAAAAUUACGCGAAGACGAAGGAGAAAGCAGACACUUCUGGGGAGGAGCUAAAGGAAACUCCGUCAGUAAAGAAAGCCGCUGCGGAGCCUGCAGUUGCCAACAAAGAUACCAAAAUGUCCAGAAUCUCCCAAAGACGAUCAACCAUAGCAGCCUCUCGCGAAGACUUGGCUCAAACGGAUGAAACCAAAGAUAAAUCGGAACCUGAAGCUUCCAACAAAAACUACACAAAGGAAAAAGAGUCUUCUGUAGAGUUAGAGGUGCCAUCUAAACCAUAUGAAGUGGAGAAAGCUGCAGUUGAGCCUGCAGCUUCCAGUAAGGAUACCAAGAAGUCUAGAAUCUCCCAUCGACGAAAACCCGUGUCAGGCUCUCGCGAAGACUUGGCUGGCACUUCUAUAGAGAAAACCAAAGAUAAAGUGGAGUCUGUAGUUUCAAACGAAAAUCACGCAAAGACGAAGGGGUCAUCCAUGGAAAAAGAGGUGCCAUCCAAACGAAAGGAAGUUCCUAAAGUGGAGCCUGCAGUUUCACACAAAAAGUCCAGAAUUUCUCAGCGCCGAUCAACCAUAGCCGUCUCUCGCGAAGAGUUUCUUGCCGCUUCUGGGGAGGAUCCCAAAGAAACUCCUGUAGAGAAAACCGAAGUUCAAGUGGAGUCGGCAGUUUCCAACAAAAAUGACGCGAAGGCGAAGGGAUCUUCUGUGGAAAAACGAAAGGAGGCUUCUAAGGUGGAGCAUGAAGAGUUUCUUGCCGCUUCUGGAGAAGAACCAAAAGAAACUCCUUCAGUAGAUCAGGGCAAAGUGGAGCCUGAAGUUUCCAAUAGGUCGAAAGAAAAUGAGCCACCACCUAUGCCACACCAGGAAUUUCCUCCGAAAAGAGAGCCCAAUGCACGACUUCGCAGCCGUGCCACUUCGUGCUACUACGAAAGACCCCAAGACGAGCCAGAUUUGGUGGCCACCAUUGUCAACGGCAUGGACGUGAGGCUGAUUAGGGGACCAGAAGUGGUUGAGGCUCCUUCGUUGCCAAAGUGUCGCGGCAAGCUGCGCGGCGUUUCGGCUGUGCCCAAAGAUAAGGUUUUGGACCGCCAGCGAUUCCUUGACUAUCAGGUCGAUAUGAAUGCCAAAUGGAAGGAGAAGCCCAAACCGAAGAAAACGGUAGAUGACGAAACGAAGGACAAGCGUCGUGAGGCGCUCAAAAAACUGUCUGAAAAGAAGCCAGUCGAGAGCACUUCCGAGCAAUCGGUCAACGGAAAGAGAAAAGCCACAACCACUGUGCCAAAAGUAAGCAAUUACAAUCGUGGUGCUUUCCUCACCGUGGGCAUCGAUGGACCGCCGCCCUCAAAGAUUCCCAGCAUGGACCUGCCCAAGCCAAAUAGGAGCCGACGUGCCACUAUUGACGUUGAAAGUUUUUCACAGCAGAUUCAGGCUACAGAUUUUCUGCCCAGGCGAAUCGGCCGUCCGCCAGAGCGUAAGGAGGCCGAGUAUGCAAGAAAUCAGCGAACAUGCAAUCGCGUCACCUUCGCCAGCAUGGAGAAGGAUAUGGAGGAUAAGUUGAGGCUCCAGAAAAUUUCGAAACGAGUGCGAUUCAGCGACAAGGUUCAGAUCAAAUUUAUCGAAGGUAGGCGUACGGCACAAGGCUGCCGCGGAACGCACGGAGUGCACGGAAAAAAGGACACUGAGCUGCUAUUCUCCAGCACGUAUGCCGAGAGACGUGAACGCUGGGCGCGCACUCAGGUGAACGAUCUAACGUCCCACUUCGAGACCAUCCUCAAGUGGGCAAAUCAAUGGCUGAAGCUGCGGAGUGUGGAUGCCGUGGCCAAUGCAGAUGUUCUGAAGCCCAUAGCCCUCGAGUUCGAGACCGUCAAGCAGUACAAGGAAAUCUUUGUGCCAUUGAUGAAACUCGAGUUGUUGACCACAAUAGAAAGGGAAUACAAAGUGGGGAGGGAGUCAUAUGAGGUCUGCCUGCAGUUUCCUGUUGAGGAAAAGAAUUCAUUUUACUGCCUGACUACGCGAGUGUUCACUAAACCGACAGGAAAGUAUAUGCUCUACACUCUAUCGAGUGGCGACAAGCUCAAGGAGACGUUUGCUAACCUUCGGGAGCAAGGAACAAAAAAUGGCCAUGAACUGGUUUUCGAAAUCUUAAAAGAUGGCAUUUCUCUUGAGACAUUUGAGGGGAUAAAACUCUUGACUGCCCGCCCUGUGGUAGACAGCUUGAGAGUGGAGCUGGGCGUCCUGCAAGCUGUCGAUCAGUUGUCACGCUCGCCACUCCAUCGAAAGAUUAUCAAGCCCGCCGAAAUGCUGAAGAAUGCCCAUAUACCCAGCUAUGGAACACCAUUUGUUUUUAAGGGUUUCGCCAAGCUCAACCCUCACCAGGAGGAUGUCUGCUCAAGCACGUAUCAACGUGUCAUAGACGAUGUAAAGCCAAGCAUUACGCUUAUUCAGGGUCCCCCAGGCACCGGCAAAUCCAUGGUGAUUGCGAACAUCAGCUUCCAGUGUCUGUAUGGAAAGGCGGUCAUAAAAAGGGACCGCAAGAUACUAAUCUGUGCCCACUCCAACACGGCCGUCGAUUCAAUUGUCUACCGACUGCACAAUGUGCGAGAGAACUUCAAUGAAAAGGAUCGUUUUCAUAUGCUUCGUUAUGGGCUGUACGAAAAGAUGAACACUCUGUCGCGCCAGUACUCGCUAGAGAAUAAGUACCAGAGCGCCAGGGCUCACAAAAGAGAUCGUUUGACGCCCGAAAACAGAGCGAUUCUCAAAGAGCGCCACCUUGCGUUGCAAGUGGAGCUAAACUUGAUGAAGAUUAGGAAUCUCGAUGGCACCUGGCUGUUCGAUAGGUACCAGGAGAUGACGAAGCAACUGCUGGACUGGGAAGAGCAGCUCAACCCUCGAUUGACACAUCGCGAGGAGUACGAUAUUGCUCACUCUCUUAUAAAAGAAGCCAACAUUGUGUGCACCACACUCUCCUCGUGCGUGAAGCUGGGCAGUUUUAUUAACUACUUUGAUAUCUGUUUAAUUGACGAGGCAACACAAUGCACCGAGCCGUGGACCCUGCUGCCGAUGCGUUUCGGCAUUCCGCACCUGGUGUUGGUGGGCGAUACGCAGCAGUUGCCUGCCGUCGUGCUCUCCCAGAAGGCCGUCGACUUCGGUUUGUCUAAAUCAAUGUUCGAUCGCAUCCAGCGGAGCCUGGAGAAGCAGCAGGGGGUCCAGCCGAAUGGUCAUUUGUCCGUCCACACCAAGCUCUUUAGUCUUACCACGCAAUACCGCAUGCAUCCGGAGAUCUGUAAGUGGCCGAAUCGCUACUUCUACGAGGAUCGGCUAGUCAAUGGACAGGGCCUUGAUAUGUUUCUUGAUUCGCCCUUGAUUCCCUACUCUGUUAUCAACUUGGGCUUCACCAGCGACACCAGCGAUCCGAAAACUCGGAGCAUUAGAAACGAAGAGGAGGCUCGCUUUGUGGCCAAGCUCCUGGCAGAGAUGGAAAAUCAUUUGCCGAGCAAAGUCUACCUCUAUGGUUUGAUCUCGCCGUACAGCAGCCAAUGCCAUACCCUGAGCCAAGUCAUUCCCAGUCACAUGAAGAUCAUGCCGCCACACACUGUGGAUGCCUAUCAGGGCAUGGAGAGCGAUGUGGUCGUCAUUUCGAAUGCCAGGACACGCGGCACCGGUUUCCUGUCCAACUACCAGAGGCUCAAUGUCGCCGUAACCAGGCCCAGGCGCUGUCUAAUCAUCUGCGGCAAUUUCAAUGAUCUUCAGAGCGUGCCAAUGUGGAAGAACCUGCUGGGCGAUGCCCGUAAGAGAGGGGUUUACUUUGACUUAAAGCGUGAGGAUGUUGCCAAUCUAAAAGAGUCUUUGAUGAGCAAACUGUUGGUCAAGACCCAAGAGAAGGCUAAUAAAGAUAAUUUAUAGUAAUAGAAAGAAAAAAGAACAGAAAAAAGUGACGCUAAUGAAUAUUUUUUUUUUGUUUUUUUAUGCAUUACAAUGCCAGGAGGAAAAUCGCAAGAAACGGUCUUCCCCCAAUAAUAUAAUUAAAUAAACGCCAUUUUCAGUUGGAUUUA
Molecule: messenger RNA, 6605 nt
Organism: Drosophila miranda
Lineage: Eukaryota; Metazoa; Arthropoda; Insecta; Diptera; Drosophilidae
Gene: Setx
Product: titin homolog
Exons: 7
Coding region: 304-6456 (2050 amino acids)
Biological process (GO): termination of RNA polymerase II transcription
Cellular component (GO): nuclear body
Molecular function (GO): helicase activity; transcription termination site sequence-specific DNA binding; protein binding
Source: RefSeq, a predicted model, not a curated record